AAGCGUUUUAGAGGAGCUUAAUUUAUCAAAUUUAAACCCAAAAUAUUAUUAAUUAAUUUCUAAACCCUGCAAAUUUUCCCCAUUUUCGAAGAGUUUUCCUCAUUUGAAACUCGGAAAAUCAAUUUCGAUUAUCGCACCUUAAUUAAUUGAUUAAUUAUGACUUCUCUGGUUUAAAUUUCGAUUAUUUUUUCAAUUUUUUUGAUAUAUUUUCUCAUUUUUAUUCAUUUAUUUAACAAUCUGUAAAUGUUGAAUGAGAAUUUGAUUUCGGAAAUUCACUGUUGAUAAAUCUUUGCUCUUCACGAAUUUUCGAGGAAGACGAAGAAUUUUGGAGGUGAAUUGCAGAGUUCCAGCUCCAGUGAGGAAAUGACAAUGAUUGAGCUAUGGAAAUGAAAUUAAUGGGUUUUGGAGCAGAACAAUUGAAUUUGAAUUCUGGAAACAUAGGUAGUCGAAAUUGGUGUUUGUUGGAUUACUAAUGGCAGAUACCGAAGAAGGAUUAGAUGAAUGGAGGGAAUUGAUGAUGGGUUCCAAGGGAUUAUUCUCAGGUUUUGCACCUCAGAAUUGUGGAACUGAAUCUAUGAACGAGUUUUUCAAUGGUGAAGCAAUCGAGAACUCGUUGAAUUUCGAAAAUGGAUCGAAUUGCUCGAACAUUGUCAAUAAUUCUAGUGUGAUUAAGAAUGGUAUGAGCAUAGCUGAGAGGAGAGCAAUGAAGUGUGGGUUUAGUGCUUCCAAGAUUUGUACCCCUCGAUUUAGGACUAGUGGCCUGUUGUCUUCUCCUGGUGGUGGUGGUUCUUGUUCACCUUUUAUGACAGUAGCAUCUGGUAUUAGUCCACAUACAUUGCUCGAAUCUCCAAUGUUGCUGCCAAAUUCACAGUUAUCUCCAACAACUGGAUCUUUUGCAUCACGCCCUAUUAAAGAAGAGUUUCAGAUGUUGAUUUCAGAAUCAUCUUUGGAUGCAGAAAAGGGAAGUGAUGGUGGUUCUUCUAUCAUGUUUAAGCCUCAUACUGAAACCACUUCUUUGGCCGGUUUUCAUGACGAAGAUAAUCAGUUGUGUAAAGAUGUUUGCACGGACAGUCAUUACGGUUACUCACCACCUGAAAGAAAACCUUUGGAUGACCUGAUUGUUAAUUCAAACUCAUCUACUUUUCAACCAUGCGAGUCAAACAUUGUUGCCUGUCCUCAAAUGACACACGAAAAUGGUUCUCCCAUGGGAGAUGAUUCAGGGACCCACCAAAUCGAUCAAGAAUAUCACGAUUCUUUGGACGGGGGCCAGAAUGGAAUAUACCCUAAUACUGAAACUGCAAGAAUUGCUGAAGAUGGUUACAAUUGGAGGAAAUAUGGUCAGAAACAGGUCAAGGGUAGUGAAUAUCCUAGGAGUUACUAUAAAUGUACCCAUCCAAACUGUCCAGUGAGAAAAAAGGUCGAACGUUCUCUUGAUGGACACAUUACAGAAAUCAUCUAUAAGAAUGCACACAGUCAUCCGAAGCCACAACAAUGUCGGAAGUUAACAUCGGGGUUAUUACCAUUCAAUGAAACGUCAUCAGAGCUAGGUGAUGGUAAUGGUAAUGGUUCUUGUAUGAAAGUUAAUGGUGUGUGGAGAAGUACACAAUCUGGGUAUAACAAUGGUGUUGUGUCAGACUGGGGAAAAACUGAUGGGUUGGUGGAGAUGACAUCAUCAACAUCCGCUCUGACUGAAAUUUCUGAUCUACUUUCAACCAAUCAAGGAAAGCCGAUGGGUGUGUUUGAGUCAGCAGGGACACCGGAGUUCUCAUCAACGCCGGCUACUCAUGAAGAUGAUGAAGAAGAUGCUGCCACUCAAGGAGGAGGCUUUUUGAUUGGACAUGACAGUGAAAUUGAACCUGACUUGAAAAGAAGGAAGAAAGACGGAUGUUUUGCCGAGGCAAGUUUAGGUUCUAGGGCUGUCCGUGAACCAAGAGUUGUUGUUCAGGUAGAGAGCGAAAUUGAUAUACUUGAUGAUGGGUAUCGCUGGCGCAAGUAUGGGCAAAAGGUUGUUAAGGGAAAUCCGAAUCCAAGGAGCUACUACAAAUGUACAACUCCUGGAUGCACUGUCAGGAAACACGUGGAGAGGUCCGCAGAGAGUCUGAAGUUUAUCAUAACAACCUACGAAGGGAAGCACAAUCAUGAAAUCCCAGCUGCUAGAAACAGUGCUCAUUUAAAUUCAGGGACUGGAAAUUUGCCUGCAUCUUCAACUAAUACACAGACAGCCCUAGCAUUACCAAGAAACUCUCAUCUCCUCCCUAAACCCGAACCUCACUCUCAAGAUUUCCCCCUUCAUUUUGAUACAAAAAUCGAGUGCAACAAUGACUUUUACAGUCCUAACUUUUUUGGCAAUCCACCAUUUUACCAAAUGAAAUUCCCUGCCAUGCCAAACAACACUCAAUAUGCUCCUUUUGGUUUGAGUAACCACCAUCCGGGUUAUGCCAGUAGUAGUAUUGUACCGUCCAUUUCAGAGCUUUCUUUCCCGCUUUCACUAGGGUAUCCCCGCUCAUCAAUUGCUGGUUAUUGCAACCCUGAGAUUGAGCAAUCACAUUCUUCAAAUCAAUCCUUGUAUGCAGCAGGACAUCAUCAACUCAGUGAAAGUGAUGUCAAAUUCUUGAGGCCUAAACAGGAACGGAUGGAUGACUCAUUUGAGACAGGCCUAAAUUACAUUGACCAUACAAACACUUCAUCUUCAGUAUACAACCAUGCCAUGGGAAAUUUCCGGCCUUAAAUAUUUUCUUGGCUUGAAACCUGGUUGACAAAUAAGAUGCUUUCAGUUUCAUAUACUCAUGUAGAAAAAAAGAGGUGGCAAGAAGAAGGAUGAUUAUCAGUCAAUUUCGAAGCAGAGAAGUUCUAAUGAAUGGAUAUUGACUGUAACUUCAGAAUACUCAUCUUGAUGAGAAGAGUGGAAGACAUAUAUUGGAAUUAAGGAGCUGAUAAAAGAACAAUCUCAGCUUUCCAUUUUGAUUCAGACAUUUAAAUUUGAUUCCUACAUCAAACACUUCCUUCUUUUUGAAAUGCUUUUGACAUUUUUUGUUCUCACCUUUUGGUUGUUUUUCUAUCUUUUCUUACCAUCUAUAGUUACCAAAACAACAGAACAGACUUCAGAUAUUGCACCAGAGCGCGCCGUGAAAGUGGUGCCGGGUCCGCCAUAAUUGGUGGGAAUUCUUUUUGGUUUUCAGUUGAAGCUUCUUGUGAACACAAAGUAUUUUGCAUCCUAAUUCCUGACAUUUGGAAGUUAUACUCCAUUAUUUAUUGUUUUUCUUGUUGUUGUUCCAAAGUAGUUCCCUGUUAUUUGUUAUGUAAGAACUCUGAAUUGGGAUUCAGAAUUGUUUUUUCUCCAGUUACAAUCUUGUAAAUAAGUCAUUUUUUAAAGUUGACAAUCAACAGAGCAUUUAUUUAUAUCAAUUUGAAGAUUCUACCAAGAAGCUAGAAUGGUGAGCAAUUAUCAAGAAUGCAUUUGAUUUUUAAGCUUCUCUUUUUGCCAAGCAGUUCGCGGUUUUGCAACUGUUUUGCGAACUUAAGAUGAGCUAUGUACACCUUCCUAAUACCGACCCAACCCAACCCUACACGAUGCUAAAACCGGCAAAAGUGGAUUAUCAACCAAUUGAGCCUAAACCAAACUGUUAAAAAUAACAUAAAACUCGACCCCUAAAAACCGGUCAAAGUUCAAAAGGUUAGGCAAUGAUCUAAAACAAAGUCACUUCAAACUCGAAAAUUUCAAUGAAUCAUCUACGAUACCCCGUACUUUGUACAGGGAAUUAUUUAAAACAAAAUCACUUCAAAUCCGCAAGUUUCAAUGACCCAUCCACGAUCCAAAGUACGAUCCCAAGUCCAUCACCGGACGUUUUGCCACCUCUAGACACUAGCUAAACACUAGUUGAGAGAUUAUUCUCAACCAAAGCAAUUUCAACAACACUAGCUAAACACUAGUUGAGAGAUUAUUCUCAACCAAAGCAAUUUCAACAACGCCAUGUCAUGUCAUUCAUAGGUGUGUUCUCUUCGCCUUAUUUAAACUUUGUCACGUAAUUCAUAUAUUUAAUGCUUGUACUCUUCCCCUUAUUCAAACUAUGUCAUGUCAUUCAGAUUAAGGGUUAUGGUGCGUUCUCUUCAUGUCAUUCGUAUUAAGGGGCAAGGUGCGUUCUCUUCGCCUAAUUCAAAAUGGUCCAUUGUUAAGAUUUGACCAUUAACAAUUUAAAAGUCCCCCAAUAAUUCAAAUAAUUCCAACAGCAAAAAAGCAAAUAUUCUCCUCUUCAACCUUUACAUUUGUUGAGUUAUAAAUCCUAUAAUAUGCAAAGUAACAUUACCUUUCAACAUCUUCACCACAAUCAUACCAUUUUUACAUAGUUUUUCUUCAUAAAAGUGAUCAACCUUAAUUUUGCUAAUUCAUAAAAAGAGGUCCAAAUAUAACUAUCACAACAACAUAUGAUUAAUCAUAAAAGAUCUGAACUUUUAUUCAAAAUUAAUAUACACUUUUUGUCAAGAAACUCAUAAAUAUUUCAUAUACCAUUAAAAAAAAAAGAGGAUUACCAAAAAAACAUUGAUUAAUCUGUUAAUAAUCAAACAUUAA
Molecule: messenger RNA, 4567 nt
Organism: Spinacia oleracea (spinach)
Lineage: Eukaryota; Viridiplantae; Streptophyta; Magnoliopsida; Caryophyllales; Amaranthaceae
Product: WRKY transcription factor SUSIBA2
Exons: 7
Coding region: 473-2728 (751 amino acids)
Biological process (GO): regulation of DNA-templated transcription
Molecular function (GO): DNA-binding transcription factor activity; sequence-specific DNA binding
Source: RefSeq, a predicted model, not a curated record